Molecule: messenger RNA, 978 nt
Organism: Aspergillus heteromorphus CBS 117.55
Lineage: Eukaryota; Fungi; Ascomycota; Eurotiomycetes; Eurotiales; Aspergillaceae
Product: alcohol dehydrogenase zinc-binding domain protein
Exons: 1
Coding region: 1-978 (325 amino acids)
Molecular function (GO): oxidoreductase activity
Source: RefSeq, a predicted model, not a curated record
AUGAAGGCUGUCGUCAUCGAGAAAUUCGGAGGCCCAGACUCUUUGGUCAUUAAAGAAAUUCCGAAACCAGAGCCCAAGCUCGGUGAAGUGGUGCUUAGAGUCAAGGCUUUUGGUGUCAACCAUGCCGAGAUGCACAUGCGCAAGGGAGAAUGGGCGGAAUGGAUGCCUGUGAGUGGCAUUGAAUGUGUCGGGGUUGUCGCGGCCUGUCCCGGGGGAGAAUUUGAGGAAGGUGCCCCGGUGGCCAGUCUGAUGGGGGGACUUGGCCGCACCAUCAAUGGCAGUUAUGCCGAGUAUACAAGAGUACGAGCAUCCAAUGUGGUCGCCUUGGGGCCUGCAGCGUCGGAGCUUGGAUGGCAUCAGCUAGCAGCAAUUCCUGAAUCAUAUGCCACCGCGUGGACAUGCUUGUUUCGAAAUCUCAACUUGCAGAGUGGACAAAAGAUAUUGAUCCGGGGUGCGACUUCGGCCUUUGGCCAGGCUGCGCUGAAUCUAGCGGUGGAGAAGGGUGCCCACGUCAUCGCAACCAGCCGGAAGCGAGAGCGAUUUGCACAUCUGAAGUCCUUGGGUGCCGACCGUGCAGAGAUCGAGGGUCCUAAUCUCUCGGACCGCCUCCCAGAGAAGUUCGAUGCCGUCCUCGACUUGAUCGGAAAUAGCACCGUUGUGGAUUCGCUCAAGAUGGUUCGCCGGGACGGCAGAGUGUGUCUAGCUGGUUUUCUCGGAGGACUGGCGCCCAUUCAAGAUUUCAACCCGCUCCUCCAGAUGGCCAGUGGAGUACACUUCAGCUUCUUUGGAAGCUUCGUCUUUGGGACUCCUGAAUUUCCGUUGUCUGACGUUCCCUUGCAGUCAAUUGUGAACAUGGUGGCCGACAGGAAAUUUCAGGCAGAGCCAUCGCAGGUUUUCAAGUUUCACGAAAUCAGGGAAGCACAUCGAAUUAUGGAAGCCAACGAAGCCAACGGGAAGCUUGUCGUGGUAGUCGAGUAG